Messenger RNA from Neurospora hispaniola, 2208 nucleotides. RefSeq lists its product as uncharacterized. The coding region runs from base 89 to 2116 and encodes 675 amino acids. Lineage: Eukaryota; Fungi; Ascomycota; Sordariomycetes; Sordariales; Sordariaceae. The transcript has 2 exons. The record is from RefSeq and is a predicted model, not a curated record.
GAGAACGCCGACUCGAACACACCCAGGAAGACUAGUCCCUUUUGCCGAAAUCACAUCUCUUUUUUCUCAGACUUAGAAAGUCGUCACUAUGAAGUAUUCUGCUUCUCUCUUGGCCUUCGCUGCCAGCGCGGCCGCCACUUUCCCCUGGCACAACGCCCCGCCAUUCACUUGCCCUCAGAACACCGACAACAAGUGUACCGAGCAGCAAAAGACUGGCUUCAUUUUCGAUGAUCUCUCCACUGGCCCCUUCUCUCAGUACAUGGACUUCAACUUCAACGGCUGGGUCGCGGGUGCUGGCUUUGGUGGUCGCUUUGGAAAGCGUACCUUUGGGGGUAUCAGCGGUGUCUGCGGCUCUGACCACAGCAAGGCCCCUUCGUUCAGUGCGGGCGGCGAGUUCUCGCUGGGCUCUAUCCACAUUACGCCCGAGUUCGACUGCGAUCUGGAGUUCCACUAUGGGAUGCCCGAUGGAUCUACUUGCAAGCACCGUAAUCGGUGCUCAAAGAGCGGCACCAACGUCGUGAACAAGCAGUGCGGUGGUGCUACCAACGUGACCAUUGUCUACCCUCCUCAGCCCGAGAAGCCCAAGCCUAGCUGCAGUGUCAUCGUCAGCACCAUCUCUUUCGACUGCAGCACCAAGCAGAGCACCGUCCCUCCCAAGACCAAGACUACCAAGGCUGCCUCUACCACCUCUGCUGCCGCCACCGCCAGCGUCCCCACCGUUCCCGCCGAGAUUACCAGCACUUCUGCUGCUCCCGUCGCUUCUUCCAGCGCUCCUGCUGAGAGCGUUCCUGGAAGCCAGACCAGCACUGCUCCCGCCGAGAUCACCAGCGCUCCUAGCGUCCCUGUUGAGUCCAGCCCUGCCAAGCCCAGUGAGAGCGCCCCCAUCAGCGAGGUUGUGUCUGCUCCUCCCGUCACCAGCACCAUCGUCACCAGCUUCGACAGCACCUCCACCGUCUUUAUCACUGAGAUUCAGACCAUCACCAGCUGCGCUCCUACUGUGACCAACUGCCCUGCCAACCACGUUACCACCACUGUGGUCACCAUUGCCACCUCCACCACCGUCUGCCCUGUCACCGAGACUCGCACCACUGUGAUCUCGGCCAUCUCUUCUGCUGCCCCUGUCGCCAGCUCUGAGGGUCCCAGUGAAAUUGUUAUCUCCACCUCCAUCGGUGAUAUCAUCUCCGCUCCCGCCGGCUCCACCUCUUCCGCCGCUGCUGUCCAGUCGUCUGCUGUCGCCUCCUCUGCUGUCGUCUCUUCUGCCGUUGAGAGCAGCACCGGUGUCGUUGUCCCUACCUCCGCCGGCAGCGUCGCUAGCUCUUCUGCUGCCGCCGUCGACACCACUUCCAGCGCUGCUCCUGUCUCUACCGCCCCGGUUAAGCCCCUUCCUUGCCCUGGUGUCGUCCCUUCGUGCUUGAACACCUUCCUGUUCGAGACUGGCUGCACUGACAACUCCGAUGCUGCCUGCUUCUGCCCCAACGCCCUCUUCGUCAAGAACGUCUACGAGUGCAUCUACGCCCACGGCGAGUCUAACUCGAUCAUCUCUGAUGCCAUCACCUUCUUCCAGGGUAUCUGCGCUCCCUAUGUCAACACCAACCCUGGCAUCGCUACCGGCGUUCCCACCUAUGUCACCACUACUGCUGCCCCUACCUCUGUUGUUCCCGUUCUCACCACCAUCACUGUCAACCUUACCACCGUUGUUCCCUGCACCAACGAGGCCGGCUCGACCAUUGCCAGCUCCAGCACCACCGUCAUCGUCGACACUACCAUGACCGUGCCCCAGAUUCACUUCACGAGCACUACUGAUGAUGUUGCCAUUGUCCCUGCUCCCACCGGCAUCCCUCUCGUCACUGAGACUGAGGCGGUCCCUGUCGUUUCUGCUACCGCUACCGAGACUGGUGCCGUUGGCGUCAGCACCAGCACCGCUGCUCCCGUCAACAGCGCUCCUGCCGUCACCAGCGCCCCCUCUGUUCCCAUCGGCACUGCUGUCGGCACUGGCGGUUUUGUCCGUCCCACUUCGAGCGUCAUCAGCCCUCCUAUUGUCGUUGCUGGAAGCGGCCGUGUCAGCGCUGGUCUCGGCCUUGCCGUUGCUGUCGUCCUCGGCGCUCUUGCUCUCUAAGCUCUCUUAGAGGCUUAAGUCUAGGCUUGGAAUGAAAAGAAGCGUGUAUAAUACGAACAUGUAAAACGAAAGACAGGACAAAGGUAUCAUUC